Messenger RNA from Sabethes cyaneus, 1758 nucleotides. RefSeq lists its product as uncharacterized. Gene Ontology annotation, cellular component: membrane. The transcript is spliced from 9 exons. Gene Ontology annotation, molecular function: phosphatidylinositol bisphosphate binding. The record is from RefSeq and is a predicted model, not a curated record. Lineage: Eukaryota; Metazoa; Arthropoda; Insecta; Diptera; Culicidae. The coding region runs from base 55 to 1758 and encodes 567 amino acids.
UGCGUGCCUCGGUUAUUUUCUACCGUUUUUAUCACAGCAAAACAAGUGCUAAUCAUGGGAAAACUGCAACUGGCGGAUGUUGAGAACGAGUACAAAAAAUUCCCGGAACUCAAACGGGAGGACGUGCAAAAGAUUCGCGAAUGGAUGGAAAAGCAGCCGCAUCUUCCUAAAAUUACUGAUUUGGAGAUAAUACUUUUUCUGCAUUCAAAUUAUCACCGGAUUGAGUCCACGAAAACAACGAUCGAUGCUUUCUAUACGUGUCACACUCAUGUGCCAGAAUUUUUUGCUGAACGCGACAUUACUUCGCAUGAACUAAAAACAGUCAUGGAUUUGGUAGCUAUUGUUCCGUUAUCUAUCCCAACUAAAGAUAAGUAUACGGUAAUAUAUGGAAAAUUGCUUAGUAGCGAUGCAACAAUGUUUUCGUUCGAAUCGACGCUGAAAUUCCUCACGAUGAUCGCCGAAGUGGUUCAACGGGAAAAUGGCGCGGUACAUGGAUACACGUUCGUGUUAGAUAUGGAAGGUGUCACGAUGGGCCACGUCACGAAACUUUCGAUCGGAACGGUUAAAAAAUUUUUGCACUUUUUACAAGAAGCGAUGCCAGUACGAUUGAAGGGCAUUCAUCUGGCAAACGUUGUACCAUUUAUCGAUAAAAUAUUAAUGCUGGUCAAACCUUUUAUGAAAAAAGAAUUACUGGCUAUACUAUAUCUUCAUAGUACCAAUGAGAGUUUGUAUAAAUUCGUGCAAAAAGAUUGUCUUAUUACGGAAUUGGGAGGAAAUGCUGGAUCACUUAUGACACUUAGAGAGAACUUCAACAAGCAUAUGUUGGAUGCUCGUGAUUAUUUGUUGGAAGAGGAAAAGAAGAAGGCCAUAGAAGAAAAAAGACCAGGCAAACCUAAAGAUUCCGGUUCCAUCUUCGGCAUGGAAGUUACGAGCUAUGCUGCGCACCAUUCGGAUCAGGAGGGACACCAUGAAUCCGGAACCGGUUUCCAAAGAGGGGCUUUUCAGCUAAUUGCGGAGGUGAUAUAUGUUAUGUCGCUAACCAAAAAGACCAGCAGUAGACAAAAUAGCGAUUGGCGAUCGUCUUAUGCCUCUCAGAGGCCAUAUGGUCGCUUUUGGGCCCCGAGGAGAUUUUUGAAACACGGAUUGGCUUUUCCUCAGCGAACCAAAGAAGGAUGUGUAGUAUUCUACGGUGCUUUAAGGGAUUUCGAUCCUUCAAAUUUCGAUAUGGCAGAAAUUUUUAAACUGAUAAUUUAUGUGAUCGAUCUUCACUUUUUGGAGCAAGGUCCUGCUACGGGAUACAGAAUAGUUAUAGACAUGAAAGGUGUAUUGUUUGGUCAUGUCGCACGGUUGGGAGUUUUACCAAUCAAACAUUUUCUGUACUAUCUACAAGAUGCCAUGCCAAUUCGAUUGAAAGGACUUCAUUUUACUAACAUAGUUCCUUUCAUGGAUACCAUAUUGGCGCUAAUUAAACCGUUUAUGAAAAAGGAAUUGCUUGACAUUCUGUUUCUGCACACUUCGAAUGAACAAAUGCAUCCGUAUGUUAAUAAAGAAUGCUUGCCAAGUGAUUGCGGAGGUGAUGGAGAGAGUCGCGAUGUAUUGAUCGAUAAAUAUUAUCGCAGGUUAAUUGAGGUUAAGGACUAUUUUCUGGAGGAACAAGUGACGCGGCGCGUAGAUGAAGGAAAAAGACCUGGCAAACCGAAAACAGCCAUGGAAAUAUUUGGAGUUGAUGGAAAUUUCCGAAAACUGGAUAUUGAUUAA